CUGGCGCAGAGAAAGCCAGGCGAGCAGGGAGCCUGCAGCAGCGCCGCUUCCACCAAGCCCCCCAGAGCAGGCAGUUAAAGCCGAGCGCUUCCUCCCUCUAGCUCAGGGAGAUGUGUGCAGCGGUCAAGGCGGAGGCCGGGCUUCGGGUACCCCAGGACCGCUGCUUGCGGGCUUGAGAGCGCUCCCAGCCAAAAGACCGGCGGCAUCCUCCGCAGGGACGAAGCAUUGCGCAAACGCCGGAGGGGCUCGCCUCUUCUGCAAACUCUCGGGACUUGGCUGUGAGGCGCGUUCCUGCUGGUCGCUGCGAUGCUCCCUUUGCCUCGGAGGAGGUCUCCGCUGCUGCUGGGCGCCUGGAUGCUGUGGGCGCAAAGUUGCCUCUCUCUGCGAAUCUUCAGCGGUCAAAAGGUAUGCUAUGGCGAUUCAACACAUCCCUGUUACAAGAUAGCUUAUUUCCAUGAUGUGUCCAGACGUGUGGGUUUUCAAGAGGCCCGCCAUGCCUGUGAAAUUGAUGGUGGUGUCCUCCUAAGCCUGCAAAGUGAAACAGAACAGACACUAAUAGAAAACAUGUUGCAGAACCUAACAAAAUCAGGCUACGGGAUUUCUGAUGGUGAUUUCUGGAUUGGCCUAUGGAGAAGCGGAGAGGGCCAAACUACAUCAAAUGCCUGCCCUGAUCUUUACAAAUGGGCAGAUGGAAGCACCUCACUCUUCAGAAAUUGGUAUACAGAUGAACCUUCCUGUGGGAGUGAAGCAUGUGUUGUGAUGUAUCAUCAGCCAACUGCUAAUCCUGGUUUAGGAGGGCCUUAUCUUUACCAAUGGAAUGAUGACAGAUGCAACAUGAAGCACAAUUUUAUCUGCAAAUAUGCUCCAGAUGACAUCCUUGAAAAAGAAUUAGGAGAUAGAGCAGAUCCAGAUUAUGAAAUGUCAGCAGCCCAAACAACAGUGCCAUCAGGGAAGCCUCAUGAUUCAAGCAAUCCAGAAGACAAUUUUCCUGUGGUUGUUACUGAAACUGGUUUAAUUCCCAAUCUAAUUUAUGUUGUCAUACCAACUAUACCACUGCUGCUGUUGAUAUUAGUGGCUUUUGGGACUUGCUGUUUCCAGAUGUUGCAUAAAAGUAAAGGAAGAACAAAAACUAGUCCGGACCAGUCUACACUAUGGAUUUCAAAGAACCCAAGGAAAGAUAGUAGCAUGGAGGUAUAGAGAUAUGACUGAAAAGCAAGCAGGAAUAACAUUUUUUUACAUGCAGGAUCUCUUUUAAUGUCAUGUCAGAUAUUAGCUUGGAAUGGCUUGAAAUUGCAAAGGAUCAGCAACAUGAACUGGAAGCUCCCCCUUGAGGCAACUGUUCAAAUCUUUUUUUAUAUGCAAUGUUUUAUUUUUAAUUCAGCAGUAAAACAUGCCACUUUCAAAGGAAAGAAUGCAUUUAUUUUGCUAAGGAAAAUGACUGCACUACAGAUAGCAAGGAGAUGGACUGAGCAUUUGGAAUAUCUAUGGGAAAAUGUUAACUGUAUGUGUCAAUUCUAAAACAAUUGUUUCUAGUUUAAAUUUAACUUUCCCCCCCCUUGUUAGUUCCCCAUACAAUGUACCUUAAUUGAUGUGCU
Eublepharis macularius is the source of this 1595-nucleotide messenger RNA. RefSeq names its product chondrolectin (gene CHODL). The coding region runs from base 307 to 1197 and encodes 296 amino acids. Gene Ontology annotation, biological process: positive regulation of axonogenesis. Lineage: Eukaryota; Metazoa; Chordata; Lepidosauria; Squamata; Eublepharidae. Gene Ontology annotation, cellular component: cytoplasm. The record is from RefSeq and is a predicted model, not a curated record. The transcript is spliced from 7 exons.